Geosmithia morbida is the source of this 1566-nucleotide messenger RNA. RefSeq names its product Major Facilitator Superfamily. The transcript is spliced from 3 exons. The record is from RefSeq and is a predicted model, not a curated record. The annotation marks the transcript as partial. Gene Ontology annotation, biological process: transmembrane transport. Gene Ontology annotation, molecular function: transmembrane transporter activity. Lineage: Eukaryota; Fungi; Ascomycota; Sordariomycetes; Hypocreales; Bionectriaceae. Gene Ontology annotation, cellular component: membrane.
AUGAGACCAGAUGAGGAAAACGUCGGCGUCGGUGUUCCGACCCCCGGGUCCGCGGAUCUCGACGCCGAGAAAGACUUUGAGCGUCUGGGCCGUCAACGCCCGGCCGUUCUCCCGACGUGGGUCACCGAGGCGGCCUUUGUGUUUUCCAUAGUCGGAUCCAUGAUGAUGAGCGAGUUCUUUGUGUCCGGAUUCAACAUUGUCCUCCCGUCCGUGGCCACGAGCAUGCACAUGCCAGACUCGCUGCGGACCUGGCCGGCGGCCGUCAUCAACCUGACUACGGCGUGCCUCCUGAUGCCCUUCUCCCGACUGGUGGACCAGCACGGCGGACGGUCCGUCUGCCUGGGCGGUCUGGUCUGGCUCAUCAUCUGGUCCGUCGUCAGCGGCUUCUCGCGCAACCCGACCAUGCUGAUCGUGUGCCGCGCCUUGCAGGGCCUCGGUCCGGGUGCCUACAUGCCGGCCUGCCUGGCCCUCCUGGGACGCAUAUACCGCCCCGGCCCGAGGAAGAACUUCGUCUUCUGCCUGUACGGCGCCUUUGCCUGCUUCGGCUUCUACCUGGGCAUCCUGAUCGGCGCCGCGACCGCCCAGUACCUCAGCUGGAAGUGGUACUUCUGGGUCGGCGCCAUCAUGUGUGCCCUCGUCUUCGUCGCCGCCUACUUCUCUAUCCCGCGCAGCAUGGGCGACGUCGAUCCGGCCGCACGCAUGGACUGGUGGGGCUUCUGCACCAUCGUCCCGGGACUCACCCUCGUCGUCUUCGCCUUCACCGACGGCGGUCACGCGCCCCAGGGCUGGAAGACGCCGUACAUCUACGUCACGCUCAUCCUCGGCGUGCUAUUCCUCGCCGCAGCCGUAUACGUCCAGGGUUGGGUGUCGGAGCAGCCGCUGCUGCCGCCCGAGCUGUUUACCCCAAAGUACAUGACGCGCCUGUGUCUGGCGCUGUUCUGCUCUUACGCGUGGUUCACCCCUCUGGCGGUGGGUGGCAUGUUCAUCGCCGUCGGCGGUGGCUUCCUGCUGCACAUUCUGCCCAACCGCAUCCUGAUGCUCAUAUCGCAGGGGGGGUUCCUGAUCUCGGUCCUCCUCUUCGCCCUGGUCCCCUCGCGCGACGAGGAGACCGGAAGCCCCUCGCUAUCGUUCAUAUACUGGGCCUACGUCUUCCCCGCCAUGCUCUGCGGCACUAUCGGCAUCGACACGGCCUACAACAUCACAAACGUCUACAUCACCACGGCCAUGCCACACCGUCUGCAGUCCGCCGCCGGGGGCGUCAUCAACUCCCUCCUGUACCUGGGUAUGGCCUUCUGGCUAGGAGUCGGUGAGCUGGCCGUCAGCAGCACCAUCCUGUCUCAGGGCGAGGAGAAUGUGCCCAUAACCAAGCAGUAUCGCAUCGGCUUCUGGACCGGCGUUGCACUCUCCGGGGUCGGCACUCUGCUCAUCUCCACCGUGCGUAUGGGCAAGGCUAAGUCUGGCUUGACGGCUGACGAGAAGGCCCAGCUGGAGGAGGAUCGGACUGCCGCCGCCGCCGCCGCCGCCGCCGCCGCCGAGCUCAGGGGGGAGAACGUUCACCACCACACU